UAACUGCUUCAGAAUCACUGGAAGCGGUUCACGUUUUUUUUGUUUGUUUCUCUCUUUGCACCUUUUUUCCAUCUCUGCACAACGCUCAUUGCCGCAGAAUCUCUGUAACAAGGCCAUUCCAUACACACACUCUUAAAUCAUAACCACACUUUUACGCUUAUUGAUGCCUUUGAUUUCAUGGCGUUUACCUACCCUUAUUGCUUCCCCUUUCCCUCUUUGUUCUCCGUGAUACCAACUCAAUAACUCACCACCACCAAUUGUGUUUCUUUUCCCUACCUAGCUCUAACAAAGGGUCUUGUCCCUUUCCUACUAACCUAAAGUCUCUCAUUUUUCACUGCAUCACCAUGCAACUUGGGUGGCUACUGUAGCUCUGUUCUCCACAAUAAAGUUCACAUUUUGACCAAGGAGGUUUUGCUUUUCCAGCUGUCAACUUUAAGGUUUUAUGACAUUUUAGCUUUCCUCUUGGGAUGUUGUGUGUGAUUUUGUGAAUGUGAAGCUCUGAAGAAACAGUAAUGGGGUGGAGCGAGGGGUAUAAAAAUAGAGUCUUUUCUAUGAAUACUUGGUGAAUGGAUGUAAUUUUGUAAAAGGGGGGAAAUGGGUGCUACGAACUCAAGAGCAGAAAAAAAUGAGGCUUUGAGUUUGUGCAGGGAAAGAAAGCGGUUCAUCAAGGUGGCUAUUGAUUCAAGAUAUGCUUUAGCUGCUGCACACGUUUCGUACAUUCAAUCUCUUCGAAAUGUUGGCAUUGCUCUCCGCAGGUAUGCUGAGGCUGAGGUAGUGAUGGAGUCAUCUCUGUCUAUAUCUGACAAAACCCCAUCUCAAACUAGUUACCCUUCUCCAUCAUCACCUUCACAUGUUGCUGAGGUUGAGGUUUCGGAGUCACCUUUUCACAAUGAGAGUCCUCGUUCGCCACCUGUGGCCACCACUCUUAGUUACAUGAGAUCAGGGGGUAAUUCUGCUGUCACUGUUAAGAUCAAUGCUUAUGGCAACAACAACUAUUUGGAGGAUGAAUCCACGGUGGUUCCAAUGCCUCCUCCUCCACCACCUCCUCAUGAGUCGGGUGCAUCUUGGGACUUCUUUGACCCUGGGGAGGACAGUGAGAGCUUCAGAUUUGCAGUGCAUUGUAGCGAGUCCAGAGGGUGUAAUGAUGAUGAAAAGGGUGAUCAGUGGUUCAAUGUUGGUUCAGAUGGGCAUAGCAUGAUGCAGCCCAACCUGGAUGAGAAGUUUGGUGGAAACUUCAGUAGUGCUGCAAUGGGAAAUGAGUGUGGCAAUUCUUAUGCACACUGUGUUGAUCACUCAACUUUUUCUAGAGGAGUUGAAGGUGGCAAACAAAUGGUUGAUGGAGAAGUGAGAGAACUAGAGUUGGCAAAUGCUGUAAGUGAUGUAAAGGGUGUUGGUGGAAGAUCCAGUUCAAAGAGGGAGAAGAACAUGGCUGGGAAGAAUGUGUGCACAGAAAGAGAGGAUCCUUCAGAGUACAUUACUCACAGAGCUAAAGAUUUUCUCUCUAGCAUAAAGGAUAUAGAGCAUAGGUUCGUUCGAGCUUCUGAAUCUGGUAGGGAGGUCUUGAGGUUGUUAGAGGCAAAUAAAAUCAAGGUUGGAUAUUCUGAGGCAAAAGGAAAGUCUUCUACCAUGGCUUUGUUGUCGACUUUCCAGCCUGUAUGUUGUGGUGGAAAGGCUUCACCUGUUUUCCAGGAACCUGCUCAAAAAAUUAUUAGUUGGAAAAGGACAACAUCUUCUCGAUCAUCCUCAUCCAGGAAUGCUUUGGCGGCAAAAACAAAGGAAAAUAUUGACGACAGUGGAAGUGACUUUGUUGAAGAGUCCUGUAUGAUUGCUGGAAGCCAUUCAUCCACCCUUGACAGACUAUAUGCAUGGGAACGAAAACUCUACGAUGAAGUAAAGGCUAGUGAAUCCAUCAGGAAGGACUAUGAUCGAAAAUGUCACCAGCUUAGGCAUCAAUUUGCAAAAGAUCAAGGCACUCAUGUGAUUGACAAGACCCGAUCAGUUGUGAAGGAUCUGCAUUCACGGUUAAGAGUGGCUAUAUAUUCCGUCGAUUCAAUAUCUAAAAGAAUUGAGAGAAUGAGGGAUGAAGAGUUGCUCCCACAACUUCUGGAAUUAACAGAAGGAUUGAUCCGGAUGUGGAAGGCUAUGCUUGAAUGUCAUCAUGCACAGUACAUCACCAUCUCCUUGGCAUAUCAUUCAAGGAGCUCAACAGGAGCCUCACAGGGAGAUGGGUGCCGAGAGAUAAUGAAUCGGCUGCUAGAAGAAGUUGAGUUCUUUGGUCUGAGUUUUGCUAACUGGAUGAACAGCCUCACAUCAUAUGUGGAAGCUCUCAACGCGUGGCUGCAAAACUGUAUACUGCAACCAAGGGAGCGUUCCAAGAGCAGAAGGCCAUUCUCCCCGCGCCGAGUUCUGGCACCGCCUAUAUUUGUUCUUUGCCGUGACUGGUCUGCUGGGAUCAAAGCUUUACCCUCUGAGGAAUUAAGUCAGGCAAUCAAAAACUUUUUGUCUGAUCUUCACCUGCGGACGGAGCAGCAGAAUGACCAUCUUCUCAAGAAACAGAAUUCUGUCAAUGAAAGUACUGCUGAAACUGAGAGUAAAACUAAUGAAGACAAUGAAGAUGACGAAUCCACGAAUUUGAGCUGCAUACAUGCAAGGUUAACAAAGGUUCUUGAUCGACUGACCAAAUUUUCUGAAGCUUCAUUGAAGAUGUAUGAAGAUAUCAAGCAAAAAAGUGAAGCAGCUCGAACUGCGUAUCAUAAUUGCAGAACUAUCAGGGGUGAAAAUUUUUAAUCUUCGAGUAUAUGAAAUUUCUGUUGUGCAUGCUUGGCGUUGAUUUAUUUGUGAAACACCCCCACCCCACCCCCAAAAAAAAACUACAAACACAUGGUCGUGGUCCUUGGUGGAAAAAGAAAUUUAUAAGAUGAAAAAUGUGGUGUCAGUAAAUGGAUGUGUUAUGUGAUGACUAGCAAAGACCGUCUUACUUUGUUAGUAUAAUCUUACUUCACUGGUGGUUUGUUGGAGACAAUGUCACUGUCAACCAUUUUUAGUUUUCUGAA
Molecule: messenger RNA, 3053 nt
Organism: Cajanus cajan (pigeon pea)
Lineage: Eukaryota; Viridiplantae; Streptophyta; Magnoliopsida; Fabales; Fabaceae
Source: RefSeq, a predicted model, not a curated record